AUGCCGCCUAUGGAAUUUAGCAUCACGUUUGAUGAGGAGGAAUUGACUGAAUUGUCGAGCGAUGAAGAGGACGAUGCGCCAAUGUCCCUUCCAACACCUAAAUCAGCACCUCCGCGGCCAGUCAUAACAACGGAGCCUAUUGCCCCUGUAGUCCCAGUAAGAGCAAAGUCGACAAGACCAACGACCCAAAAGGCGACGGAGGACAGUCGAGCCCGAAAUAAUAAAAGCCCUACGGUCGUUCCUCCCUUGAAAGUCGGUAGAUCGACGACGUAUUCUAUCUCGAGUCUCUUUGAAUGGCUUAAAAACGGGCCCGAGUCUCUUGACCUUGAAGCGGAUUACCAACGAGGAAUCGUAUGGUCCGACGUUAAGCAGGUUGGACUUAUCGACUCCAUCUUUACAAACUUCUUUAUUCCGCCGCUCGUGUUCAGCGUCACUUAUCAUCCGGACGGAAGUGAGAGCAGGGUGUGCAUUGACGGAAAACAACGUUUGACUUCUAUUCUCAGACAUCAACAGAAAAGAGUUUUCUAUCGAUCAGCACCUGGAAAACGGCGAAAAGUUCUUGACGACAAAAUACGCAAAACUUUCGACCAGAAGCAGUUAAUGUGUUACGAAUACGAGUCAGUGACCCCUGAACAAGAGCGAGAGAUUUUUCAUCGUGUGCAGCUCGGAAUGGCCCUUGGACCUGCAGAUCGACUACCUGCAAUCAAUGGAUCAUACGCCGACCUCGUUCGCGCAUUACGCUUGAAGAUGGAAAGCACCGAAGGGUUUAGUCAUUUCAGCAAUGAAUCCCGCGGCAAAGAUUUCCAGGCCCUCGCGCAAAUCGUAUACAUGAUCGAAGAAGGCCUCACAAAAAAGACUUGCGACGCGACGACAAAGUACCUCGAAAUAUUCCUUGCGAAACAAGGCGUCGACACACGGGCGUUGGAAGCAAAGGUUCAUUCCGCGAUAGACCUCUUUGUCAGAAUCCUUCAAGACCCCGAUCUUUCGCUGCCGUUGUUGGAAUACCCAAUGUGCUCUAUGGAAUUUGUUAUGACGGUGUAUCUUGUGCACCUUCAUCGGUCUUUCUCACUGGAACAUCUCUCUGUUGCCAUUCGCUUCAUGCGGCACCAUUGGUUCACUGCACUGACCAAAAAAUUAUUUACCAAGGCGGACACCAAGGCGUUCUUGCACCUAGCAAACUUCGUGAAAACAAUCACAAAGACAAAGGUGAUGGAUUGGGCAAAUCAUACACAACCUGUCCUUGUGCACCCCAAAGGCACAAAUAAACGCGGCAGGGCAAAGACAGCCGAGGACAAUGAAUCUGUACUCAUGACGAAAACACCCGGAAGAAAGAGAAAGGUGGAAGAUGACGACGAGGACGAAGAUUCUGAUGACGAGUGUCAGAAGAUUUCACGACCCAGGAAGAAAUUGACUACGACUGUCAAGAAGCAGGGAACAGUGACGCCGGCCUCGACGCCUGCUCCCACUCCUGCCCCGGAUGCGGACAAACUCAAGAUGAAGAUCGAAAAGGCUAUAUCAUCGACAAGGAAAGCGAAGACGACGAUCAAGAGAGUAUCGCCGACAAAACGUAAAUCCGUUCCGGUACCCACCGCGUUUGCUGCAAAACCUUCUCGCUCUGGAAGUGUGCUGAAUCAGGUUGCGAAACCGUCCAUCAAACCUGGCCAGCGCAGCGUGUCGGCAUCGACGCCUCAGCCCUGUGAUCCAUUUGGGCCACUUGAUUUUUCGCCAUCUGUAUCUAGAGCCUCGUCCACUACGUCUACUUCACGUCUUCCUCCUGCCGCUGGAGAUGCUGCUCCAAGCGCAGGUGUUAAACCUCCCAUUUCGGUGGCCCAAACAGCAACGACAGCGCCGGCAACACCCAUAGCACCAACUACACCAACAGUACCAAUAGUACCAACAGCACCAACAGCACCGAUCAACACUCCAGUCGCGUUCGGAGGCAUUGCCACCCCGAGAGCGUCUCCGAUGACAUACGAAACUCAGAUUGUCAGUGCAAGUGCCGGUCUCGCCUCGCCUCCCCCUUCUUCAGCGUCAUCUUCUGCGAUGGACGACGGCCACCGGUUGGCGCCGCUCAGACGCGCACAAGCUGCUGACAGACUCGGAAACAGAGGCUCGUUCAGUGACAGCGCGUCGUCGUCGAUGCCUCCGUUAUCUGAACUGCUAGGACGUAGACAAUCGUCGGACAGCUCGGGUUCUUCUAUUCCUAUGUCAGGUAGUUCUGGAAGCACAUUGCCCGGCAAGCGUUCGUUCUCGGCGCCGAAUGCUACCACAAAUGGCGACGCCGCACCUGCUCAAGUUGUUUCUACGAGCACACCCACAAACUCAAUGUCGGGCCCAGAGAUGGAAGCCUAUCUGCUAUGCCAGCAACGCCCAGUUAACAACAACAUUCACAGCCAUGCAAAUGGGGUUCCAAAGCACCCUCAGGCGGCCCCGCAAUCUCCUCCCAGCGACCCACGACUGCGCGUGCAAGUUCAGCGCGAAUCGUCGAGCGUUGUAAAGACGAGUACCGAGAGUAGGCUGCCCACGCCGCCACAGUCUGGGCAGUCGCCGCAGGUCUCGCAGGAACAAUUGUUUGCGAGGCCAACGCAUACACAUGAGCAGAUGACGACGGCAACAGCUGCUGCUGGGAUUUCGCCAUCUGCGCGGGUUUGGCCUGGCCAGACUGGACCUCAACAUCCGUAUCCUGUUCCAGGGGAUCGUAAUAACAGAUAA
Psilocybe cubensis is the source of this 2712-nucleotide messenger RNA. RefSeq lists its product as uncharacterized. The record is from RefSeq and is a predicted model, not a curated record. NCBI's taxonomy places the organism in Eukaryota, Fungi, Basidiomycota, Agaricomycetes, Agaricales, Agrocybaceae. The transcript is spliced from 7 exons. Bases 1 to 2712 code for a protein of 903 amino acids.